Molecule: messenger RNA, 3901 nt
Organism: Bufo bufo (common toad)
Lineage: Eukaryota; Metazoa; Chordata; Amphibia; Anura; Bufonidae
Gene: LMBRD2
Product: LMBR1 domain containing 2
Exons: 18
Coding region: 598-2742 (714 amino acids)
Biological process (GO): adrenergic receptor signaling pathway
Cellular component (GO): membrane
Source: RefSeq, a predicted model, not a curated record
GGGCAGGGAGUAAAAAAAAUGAAAAUUCAAAUAUUGAAAAUUGCUGUGGGUUGAAGGGGUUAAUUUUUCUAGAUGAAAGCUGCCCUAUGUUUGGUUGCUAUUAGCAACAAGAGCCAGAGCCUAAUAUACAUCUAAACUGUUUGCUAAACGGCAGCAAAGAGAACACCCCUCCCCCAAAACAUAACAGGUACCCCUGCCUUCAGCUAAUUCUGCUCUAAAUAGCAGAAUUUUAUCUGUCACUUCUGCUGUAUAUGUCAAAAAGCAGUCUCCUGGGCGCCAACAAAAUGGCUGCUCUAGCGGAGACAGAAGUACUGCGUGUGAUAUCUUAGUGGAUGACACCUCUAGCGCGCGUACGUCACUACUAACCGGAAGUAGUACUUGUAUUGACGUUCUAUCUUUCUCUACAGGGCGGAAGUUGUCCGGAAAUUACGUAAGAGCUCUUUUUUUUUUUCGGGUUGUCAUCUGAGUGUCCCUGGCCCGUGAGUACCGACAGGCUGCAAGAGGCCGGGGGAUGAGUGUUACCCGGUAGUUUGUGAAGAGACGCUGAAGCAGGAUUUACUCUGGACUCCAUUGCAUUACCCCAGGCGGUUGGUCACAAUGAGCGGCGCUGCCCUCGGUAUAGAGGUCGUGUUUGUCUUCUUUCUUGCCCUUUUCCUCCUUCACCGAUUUGGGGACUUCAAGAAGCAACACCGACUCGUGCUGGUGGCCACUCUGCUGGCCUGGUGCCUGUGCUUCCUGAUCGUAUUCAUCAUACCGCUGGAUGUUAGCACAACAAUAUACAACCGAUGCAUCGCCAGGAACGCGGUCACCCCUGCCACUAUCAACGUCAGCCAGUUUACUACGACCACGCGAGCUGCCAUUACCAAUGCCUCCUCCUCCUCUGCUUUUGUGGCUUCUAACCCUGUAAGUGUGGAGAGCAGUUCACCCCAGAAAUGCUACAAGCCGUGGAGUUACAUCCCCAGGGGCAUUAUGCCCAUCUUUUGGCGUGUGGUCUACUGGACAUCCCAGUUUCUUACUUGGAUCCUCUUGCCUUUCAUGCAGUCUUACGCUCGAUCCGGGGGCUUUUCUAUCACAGGGAAAAUUAAAACAGCCCUGAUUGAGAACGCCAUCUAUUACGGCACGUACUUGCUGAUCUUUGGCGCCCUUUUAAUCUAUGUUGCCGUUAACCCGAACCUUCACCUUGAAUGGUAUCAGCUGCAGACCAUAGGCAUAGCUGCGGCCAACACUUGGGGUCUUUUCCUCCUCGUGCUGCUGUUGGGGUACGGCCUAGUAGAGAUCCCACGCUCCCACUGGAAGGGAGCAAAGAAAGGCUAUCUGCUGAUGAAGACCUACUUCAAAGCAGCCAAACUCAUGACGGAAAAAGCAGACGCAGAGGAGAACCUGGAGGACGUCAUGGAGGAAGUUCGGAAAGUGAACGAAUCUAUUAAGUACAACCACCCCCUGCGAAAAUGUGUGGACACCAUUUUAAGAAAGUGUCCUGCCGAGUACCAAGAGAAGAUGGGGAGAAACAUGGAUGACUAUGAAGACUUUGAAGAGAAAAACAUCAACUAUCCAAGUGAGAAGACGCUCGUCAAACUUCACAAGCAGGUGAACUAUGCUGUCCAGAGACAUAACCGCACCCAGGUCCAGUGGCGGAUGCUCCUGGAACAAGCCUUUCACCUGGAGGAUGUAGCAAAGAAUGAGACCAGCGCCACCAGACAAUUUGUCCAUACCUUCCCUCCCCUGGAGCCAGAAAGCUGGAUCACCAGGCACGUCUACACCCCCGCCCUCGAGUGGUACUGGGAGUGUUUUCUGCGCCCCUGGUGUUCGCGGAUCUUGGCCGUGGUCUUGGCGCUGUUCUCCGCUGUGGUGGUGUGGUCGGAAUGCACUUUCUUCAGCACACAUCCCGUCUUGUCUCUCUUCGCUGUCUUCAUACAACAAGCAGAAAGGACCUACAAUUAUAUUUAUAUUGAGGUGGCCUGUUUCUUCACCAUAUUCUUCUUGAGCAUCUGUGUCUAUUCUACCGUCUUCAGGAUCCGGGUAUUUAACUAUUACUAUUUCGCUUCCCAUCACCAAACGGACGCAUACAGUCUCCUGUUCAGCGGCAUGUUGUUUUGCCGCCUGACGCCUCCGUUGUGUCUGAAUUUCUUGGGUCUGACUCACAUGGAUGGAUCAAUUUCCCACCAAAAUACUGAGCAGACGGCCUACACAUCAAUUAUGGGAUCUUUAAAGGUCCUACCGCUCAUUGCUGAUGUAUUUUACAUCUAUUACCCCAUGCUGGUGGUCAUUCUAUGUAUUGCCACUUAUUUCAGUUUGGGGACGCGCUGCUUGAACUUGCUUGGAUUCCAGCAGUUUAUGGGGGACAACGACAUGACAUCUGACCUGACCGAUGAGGGGAAGGAGUUAAUCAGGAGAGAGAAAAGAAAGCGCCAAAGGCACGAAGAUGGAGAAACUCGCAGAAGGGAGUGGAAGGAGCGCUACGCCAGUAACAGGGAAGACUCCAGCCGAAACAGGAACGUCAACUCUGAACCAAAAGAGCCGACGUACACAGAAAUGACCACCAGCCGAUCAUCAAAGUACACGCGGUCAAAUAACCGCACAGAACGGGAUCGGAUAGAGCUGCUGCAGGAUGCCGAGCCCCUGGAUUUCAAUGCGGACACUUUCACAGAUGAUCCACUGGACUCGGAGUCUGGAAGAUAUCAGCCAGCCGGACGGUAUUUAUCCAUGUCUAAGUCAAACAGCAAAAUAUUUGACGAUGUAUAAUGCCUGCAGAUUGAACGCCUCAAGCACUAAAGAAUGAACCUCCUUCCUCGCAGACCCAACAUGGUAUCCAAUGCAGGGGAAUAAUACCAGUAGGUAGGGUUUAUCUGUACAAGUGCGUCCCACACACAUAUUGACUGGGACCCGGCCACCAGGACAGACGGUUACAGUGUGGGAAACUGCUCACACGUAUUCACUAUGGACCGGGUGUCUCUAUCAGCUGCAUGCACAUGUACACAACCCGCAGGCCUCUGCUCAACAAGAUGAGAUGAGACACUUACUGUAUAAAAAUGUUACACAAUCCUGUGCAGUGCAGGUCACGUAUAUAUAUCAUCAGUGCAAACGCUGCUGCUGCUCUAUUUAUUGGGGUUGUCUCUGCUGUUCUCCUGCUUGCACAUAGUGGCUGUAAAAAGCCGGGCCUGGAACUGGAACUGACUUUUUAUCAUUGCAUCAAGUAUGGCUGACUACUCUGUAUACAGCACAAUAGAAGUGAAUGGGUUUCUACAAAACCCCAUUCGCACUGGAGAAAAAAAUCUGCAAGGAUUGUAGGCCUCCUCUGGAUUUCCAUAGCUGCGGCAUGCGCCAUACGUCGCUGCAGAAUUAGCAUUUUGUGUCUCUCUGAAGGACGGUGUUACAAAAUCAGAUCUAUAGAAAUAUAGCAAAAACAUCAAUAUAGUCAGCGAAUUACACUGGAUUCUGUCUUUGCAUCUUCCCUUCAAUAUUUUUCACCGGGCAUUUACACUUUUUCGAGGGACCGGUAUAGACAACAUGGGACACAUGAGCACAGAGUAUUUUAGCUUUUCAUAAUUCUCUUUAGAUAUCAAGGGCUCAUACACAGCCGUAUUACAGCCUCUCAAGUAUCUGGCCCCAUACUGCACCCCUGUAUGCUUCUGCCUGACAUAUUAUGGAGGUAAUUCAUCUCUGUAAUACAGAGGAAUGAUAUAGUCUCCACAAUACAGAACCAUUCACACAGCUAAAUUACCUAAACAAUUACCUAAAUUGUUUGAAAAUUUGUGCUGAUUAAUAUCAUAACAUCUUUAUCAGGGUUAGAUCUCUAUUUUUCUGAUACAGAGCUCCAGAUCCUCUGCAUCGAUAUACUAACGUGAUACAAGUCAUUGUUCCUGCAGCGCCACUAGGGGGAGCUCAGGAUUUUACUGCAUAG